Molecule: messenger RNA, 1928 nt
Organism: Saccoglossus kowalevskii
Lineage: Eukaryota; Metazoa; Hemichordata; Enteropneusta; Harrimaniidae
Source: RefSeq, a predicted model, not a curated record
CUUCCGGUGACUUUAUGUGUUGCUUAUGAGCUAUCGCUAUUUUUAUCUUGUCCGUGAAGCGCCAAAUACAAUUCUGUUUUUCUUUUUUAUGCAAUUAAUAAUUCUAAAGUAUGUCAGAACCACCGCCGAAAAAGCAACGCAUGUGGAAGUGUGGCCACUGUUUUAGAUUGAUGGGAAAGUCGUCAUUUUAUAACCACAAACAAAUGUAUUUUGAAAGACACGGUUACUGGGUUGACGACGACGGAAAGAAGAUUGGAGACGAAAGAGAUGCAUGUUCAAAGAAACUUAAAGAACAUUCUGUUCAAGUUGAUAAUGAAAUAAGUGAAGCUACCCAUGAUGUUCCACUUUUGCUAGCUGAUGACCCUAACCAGUCAUUACAUCAUUCGGAUCAACAAUGUCAGAGCAAAUGUAAAUGCCUAAAAGAAUUCCCACGUGCAGCUUUUGGAGAAAAGGCUGAUUACAGCAACUUCAAUGUUGAGACAUACCCAGAAAGAAGUGAAAGUGAACAUAAGUGUUAUGGUUUGAAAACAUUACAUGCAAAGAAUCCAACAGAGCAGUCAAACCUUGAACGAGAAUUUGGUGCACGGUGGACAAGUUUGAAUUCUUUGCAUUACUUCAAGCCUGUUCGUUUUCAUGUUGUGGACCCAAUGCAUAAUUUGCUUCUGGGUACUGCUAAACAUGUAACAAAAGUAUGGAAAGAAGCAGGAAUUAUAGAUGCAGCAAAAAUGGAUGAGAUUCAAGUACGUAUGGACAAACUUAAAGUCCCUUCAAAUAUUGGAAGAAUUCCAAACAAAAUUGCUUCUGGCUUCUCAGGCUUCACUGCUGAUCAGUGGAAAAAUUGGGUGUGUGUAUAUUCGUUAUUUUCUCUGAAAGAUGUGAUUCCCAAGGAACAUUACAAGUGUUGGCAACUGUUUGUUGAUGCUUGCAAGUUGCUUUGCACAAGAAGAAUCUCCAUGGAAGAAAUAUACAAGGGACACAAGUUAUUAAAUGACUUUUGUAAAACUUUUGCAAGACUCUAUGGAAAUAAUAAAUGCACAAUGAAUAUGCAUUUGCAUAUGCACCUAAAAGACUGCAUUUUAGAUUUUGGCCCAGUAUAUAGUUUUUGGUGCUUUUCAUACGAAAGAUUCAAUGGUAUUCUGGGGUCUUAUCCCAAAAACAACCAUUCUAUAACAGUUCAACUUAUGCGACGAUUUCUGCAAGGUCAGCAGGUGUUUGAUAUACAAUUUCCUGUACAAUACAGUGAAAUGCAGAAUAUCCUUACUGAUGAUAGAUCACGAGGAACCCUACAUCAGAUGAAAACAGCUGAACAAGGCCAUUCAGUGUACUUGAAUUGUGUAAAUCCUGAUAUUAGUCUUUGUAAUUUCACUGAAGACUGCAGUAUAGUUGUGUUGCCACCAGAGCGUGCAUAUAGCAUUGAUGAGGAUGAUGUAUCUGAACUCUCUGAGUUGUACGCAAAGAUGUAUCCAUCCAAAUCAUGCACAGUAUUGCAGCUAUCUGAGCAGUACAAGAGGGUUAAGUACUGUGACAAUAUCUAUUGCACAAGGUUUUCUAGAGGAGAGACUUCCUCUUGCAUUUAUGCCAAGUGGAUUGGUAAUGUGUCUGAGAUAAAUGCAAGUGCUCAGCCAAGACCAGGGCUUAUCACCAACUUUAUUAGGAGUGAGGUUAUAUUGACUGACUCGGAUGGCAACAGGAAGAAAGUGUCUCACAUCCUUGCUGAGGUUUCAUGGUACAAGAAACAUCCCAUGCACUCUUACUAUGGAUCACAUGUUGAAGUUUGGGGGACAGACUUUGAAUGUGUUGCCUUUGUUCCAAUACAGCGAAUAAUGGGGCACUGCAUUUCUGCUGAACACCAAAUACAAUUUCCAUAUUGUAGGUCAAAUGGUGAAAAUGUUACUGUGGUUGUACCAUCGACUCCAGUAUUUAAAUAA